CUCGUCCCCAUAAUGGUAAUAGUGUUUUAGCAACAAUCUGAACAAUUUCCUCAUAAUACUGCGUUUUGUGAAGUGGCAGGUAACGUUUCAUAUAAAUAUUUAGAUAUACAUGAUGCCGCAAGGUCGUAGGAACCAGGGUAUGGCUCCGGCCAAACACAAUGAAGGCAUUUCUGAACCUGAGAUACCAAAAGAACACAUACAAUGUGAUGGGAAAAUUAACAAUGUUUCAUUCCAUUUAGCUAGUGAAUCUAUACCGGCAUGGAAAAAAGCAGUACUUGAUUUCUUCGAUGAGAAAAAAACAACGGUGACGACCAGUGAUAUUUGUUGUGUUAUAAAAGUAGUUUUUGACUAUGAAGGCUCGGUCAAUAACUCCGUGAAAAUUAAUUUCUACCAAUCAGGCUCCGUAGUUAUUCAAGGCGCCAAAUGUGUUCAAUUUAAGGACAAGUACUUUGCCUCCCUCAAUGAGAAGGCACAGAACAUGCAUGAAAUUCAAGAAUCACUAAUUGCUGAUGAUGCACAAAUUCAUGAGUGUGAUGACAAUAGUAGUCAAGGGAGCGACAUGAAUGACACAGUUUUAGAACUGACCGAUACCGAAGAAACAAAAGAAAAAUGGGUCACAGACACCAAUAUCAUAGACAGACCAAACCUUCUAAUGCAAAAAGUGGAUGCUAGUUGUAACACAGAGCAGAGUGAUCUAGCUGAAUGCCAGAGUAUUACACCCAGAGAACAAGCAGAAACCCAAGUGAUGACAUUUAUGUCUAGAAUGGAAAGCCAUUUCACAGGUGCGAUUGAAAGGAUAUUUAAUCAACACUCAGCAAUAUUAACAACAAAGCUAGAAACAAUGCAAAAACUACAUAAUCAAAGCAUGCAAGCCAAUGAAGUGAAUUUCACACAACUACUGAACAAAUUUGAUGAACUUAUGAAUAAGACAUCAAAACUUGAAAAAGAAAACACAGAACUCAAAACAAAAAUGAACAGUUUCAAUCACAUGUCAACACUUGAAAAAGAGGUAUUAAAAUCUAACCUAGAAGCAAAAUGUUCAUCUCUGCAACAACAGAAUGACACAUUCUCAGAGAAAAUGAAGAGGUACACAGAAGACCUGCAAAAGACCACAAAUAUCAUGGCAGAUAGAUCUGCCCAGAUAGAUACAUUAGAGACAAAAAUUGCAUCAAUGAAAACAGAACUUGAUAAAAAAGAUGAAGAAAUUGUGAGCUUAAAGUUACAUAAUUGCCGUGACGAUAACAGCGGGGACUUCCAAACAAAAACAACUCGUCAAAACCAAGUAAAACCCCAUGUCACUUUGAUUGGAACUUCCAAUAUAAAAGGAAUAAACCCAGAUAAACUUUCUUCCCAGUAUAGUGUGAACAAAAUAACUGCCUAUACUUUAGAAGAUACUGUUAAAGAAAUCAGGAAUUUAACAGAGGCUCCAGAUCUUAUUACAUUACACUCAUUGACAAAUGAUUUAAGAAAUAAAACUCCUAAUGCAUGUGUAGAAGAGAUGUCAGAGAUAUGCAAAUUAAUUCACGACAAAAUGCCAGUUACAAAAAUUGUAAUUUCACUCCCAACUCCAAGGAAAGACUCGGAUGAAUACAAUACCAGAGGACAGAUAGUCACUGCCCUGCUGAAACAGAAACUGAAGGAUGAUAGUCUUGUUAUCUUUUGCGACAAUAGUAACAUGGCGUACAAGGGAGAAGUAAUUCUAAGAUACGUUGACGCUAAGGAUGGAUACCACCUUUCCCACCAAGGUACAGCAGUGCUGGCAUCUAACAUUCGCAGCUCAGUUGACACAGCUUUGAAUUUAUCUCGUCGCGAUAUGCAGUACAAAGGAAGAGGCUACUACAAUAAACCGUAUUAUGGUAACAAGGGUCGGGGAGGUGACCGUUGGCGUGGACACGAUUUCAGAUCUCAGUGGUGACUCAAAGUUUGCCAAUUUUCAAGUCUAGUCACGUUACCGAUUUUCUUGAUUAAAAGUAAUUUACUUGUGUAUUCAAGUUUGUAAAUCUAGACAUUUUAGUUUGAAAUUCAUAGUUUACAAUCUAGUUGUAAUAGUUUGUACUACAAUCUGAGUAUUUGUCC
Saccostrea cuccullata (small rock oyster) is the source of this 2076-nucleotide messenger RNA. Its product is annotated as interaptin-like. Lineage: Eukaryota; Metazoa; Mollusca; Bivalvia; Ostreida; Ostreidae. Bases 110 to 1915 code for a protein of 601 amino acids. The record is from RefSeq and is a predicted model, not a curated record. The transcript is spliced from 2 exons.